This is a messenger RNA of Styela clava, 5002 nucleotides long. RefSeq names its product potassium voltage-gated channel subfamily KQT member 1-like. Gene Ontology annotation, molecular function: voltage-gated potassium channel activity. Gene Ontology annotation, cellular component: voltage-gated potassium channel complex; membrane. The record is from RefSeq and is a predicted model, not a curated record. Gene Ontology annotation, biological process: potassium ion transmembrane transport. Lineage: Eukaryota; Metazoa; Chordata; Ascidiacea; Stolidobranchia; Styelidae.
UAGUCUGUAUAUCUUAUAUUUAUUCAGAUUUAUAGGCUUUGAUCGGGAUUGACAUCCAUUAAUAGAUUUCUAAAUAUAGUUGUUAUGUACAUACACGUGUUGUUCAUUCAUAAAUCGUGGCAUGUAACUUAUGAAAGAGACUGGACUGACUUGAACGGUUGAAUUGAACUUGAGCAGUUUGAACAAUUACUCCUCACUAUAACAUUGAAUUGUGCAAGGCGACUGGACUAGACAUAUGGAUAUAAUACAGUCGAAUUGUCAUUCUGUUUGAAUCCGUUUGCGAUUUUUUUCUCAAAUUUUGAAUGCUUUUUUAAAGCGGUAAUCUUUGUAUAUUUUGUAUGGUUCUGGAACUAUUUUAGGAUUCAGAUUGUAGUACAUUCCCGGUGUGUAAUUAAAUCGGGGUUGUGAUAAGCGUCCUAGUCGAAAACAGUUUAAGACAAAAGUCUUAUGUUUGUGAAAGUAAUAUGAUUCGGAAUAAAAGUAUAAUAACUUUAUAGUAAGUUAGCAACAAUUGAUUACAUUUAAUUUGCGCAAAAAUCAAAUUUAGAUAUGUACGAAUGAAUUUCUAUAAUUACCACGAAACGUUUUUUAAAAUUAUAUCGGAGAUGUCAUCAAGAUAAAAAAAAUUCAUACAAAACUAGUCUACGUUGGUAAAGUGGAAAAACAUAAACAAUACAGCUUAGAUAGCGAGUGGUUGAUAUUUUCUGUACACGUACUUGCCACACACCGUGAAAAUAAUGUCAAGUUCGCAUUUGUAAUGUCGCCAGAAUUAGUUUUCGUAACCAGAGUUGUAGAACAAAAAUUGAGUACGAAACAAAAAAGGCCAAGUUACACGACUGUUACCUCUGUUAUCUAUCAUACAUAGUCGUGUAUGCAGGGCUUUACAUGCUUCCUUUAGUAGGAGUGUAAUAAUAAGUUUCAAUUAUACUUUUUUAGUGAAUUUUUCGAAGCCCGGAUGAAUGAAACAUGAAAGUUAUCAAUUCAAUACUUGAAAGCUAGAAAAUACUUUAAGUACAAUGCCAAGAUACAGCACUUAUCACGAGUAAAUCACUUGUCAGGUUUAUGUUACGUUGUUCAAGACAAAUUUCGAAACUUGUGUCUUGGCCGGAAGAAACAGAUUUCGGAAAUGCGGUGUAUAUUCUAGCAACUGGUGGAUAAUUUUGGUAAAUUGGUAUUGAAUUACAAUUUUAAACCAGACAAUCAAAAAGAAUGUCCACGUCUGUCCACGUCUAUUAUAGAAGUAUUUACGCGAUCCAAAGACGCAUGUGCAUGCAUUGCAUGAAUAUUCUUGUUAUCUGCGCGAUAAGACAUAUUUCUUUGAGUCGUGGUUCAUGUAUAUAAGCAGCAAUAGAUGGAGCUUGAGGUCAUAGAUAGCAGUUGGCCAAGCGGGAGGACCUGAACAGAGUAUCAGUGCAAUAUAGCAAUACUAUCUAAUCUGAAUUAUCUAAUAUUUCGCUUAUGGGAUAGUGCACGUUUGGAGUGAAGUUUGUUGGAUCAAUUUUAGCACAGAUUUGAUUUGAGUAUGAAUGUUCAAUUUUAUUCUUUGCAUAUCCAUAUUAUUCUAAUUCUGUGUGACGAAAAUACAUAGCAUUGCUCUGUGGUUCGUAUGGUUCCAAAUAAAAACUCGGCUAUGGAUAUACGAUGAUCAAGUAUUAUGGAUAAACCCAUAACUAAAAGUUUAAACGCUGAUAUGACUGACGAGAGAACAGAACCGAUGGAGGAAUACGCAGGUGACGCAGAAGAUUGGAAUAUGCGACGAGUUCAAUUCAGCGACGUAGUACAGGUAGAACAUGGCUCCGAACCCGAAAGCUUCGACAGAAGGGAGAUGAUUAGAUAUAAAAUGGAAAACUUGUCAGAAAAGUUUCAUUCUGCAGUUGACGUUGAUGAUGGCGACGAAGAUUGCUUUGAAAAGGACGAGAAUGCGUUCGAGGAAAAGAAUCAAAUGCGAGAAGGAGCCGAGAGAAGGCAUUCACUUGCUGCGCAGCUUCUAAUGGCACCCACAAAAUGGGCUCAACAAAAGGAAUAUCGACAGCGCAAAAUGUCGCUUCACGGAAAACCGAUAUAUUUUACAGCGCCGUCUCGAAGGAAAAACGAAGUUCGAAAAUUGAUGAUUUUAAUAUUUAAUUUCUUAGAAAGACCUGGGGGAGGGAAUAACAUAUCCCUAAUAUACCAUACGUUAACGUUUAUAUCGGUUUGCGCUGCUUUGAUCCUUACUGUGUUUGCGACAAUACCAGAUUAUAUGCAAACUGCAAAAAGAAUUUUAUUUGUGAUGGAAGUUAUUUUGGUUAUUGUUUUUACGACGGAACUCGUUGCGAGAGUUUGGAGUUCAGGAUGCAGGGUGAGAUAUCAAGGCAUAAUGGGAAGAAUUCAUUUUGCAAGAAAGCCGUUUUGCAUCAUAGAUAUUACUGUGGUGAUUUCAUCUUUCGUGAUAAUAUUUGCUGGAAAUGAGAAUCAUACGUUCGCUGCCACUGCGAUGCGAGGCUUAAGAUUUCUACAAAUUUUAAGAAUGUUUCGGGUGGACAGAAGAGGUGGAACAUGGAAACUACUCGCAUCUGUCGUUUACGCUCACAGCAAAGAAUUAAUAACGGCGUGGUACAUUGGAUUUCUCGCGUUAAUACUCGCAUCAUUUCUUGUAUAUCAAGCUGAAAAGGACAUCAAUGCUGAGGAAUUCCAAACGUUUGCGGAUUCAUUAUGGUGGGGUCUGGUAACACUAACGACGAUUGGAUACGGAGAUAAAACACCACGCUCUUGGAUAGGGAGGCUGAUAGCUAGUUGUUUCGCUAUUCUCGGAAUAUCCUUCUUUGCAUUGCCAGCUGGAAUACUUGGUUCAGGUUUCGCGUUAAAGGUUCAAGAACAACAUCGACAAAAACAUUUAUCAAGAAGAAGAAAUCCGGCAGCUUAUCUCAUACAAUGUUUCUGGCGAUGUUACGCAGCCGAUGUCGAUUCAAGAUCAACCGCAACAUGGUUGGAAUCUUUACGUGGACAAAUUUCACACAACAUGAAAAAGAACGUCAUCAGGAGAAAGAAGUUUGGAUCAUCAGGUCGAUAUUCUGAAAUGGAAGGAACUGAAAAAGCGAACACGUACGAAAAUGUAAAUAGCGACUUUGUGAGAUCCGCGUUCGGAAAGUUGCAAGAACGGUUCUCAAGUUUGCCAAGCAGUAGAAACAAUUCAGCAAAACGUCAAUCCAGCAGCAAUGAAAACAUAACAGACGAAGACUAUUCAGAGAGAAAAGAAAAACAAUCAUCAGUGGUCGGACUUACCGAAGCACAAAAAAAUGCAAUUCGCGGUAUCCGAAUGAUGAAAUUUUCCGUAGCAAAAAGGAAAUUUAAAGAAGCCUUGACGCCGUACGACGUGAAAGACGUUAUCGAGCAAUAUUCAUCUGGACAUAUCGAUAUGUUAUCGAGAGUCAAGAGCUUGCAGACAAGAAUUGACUUUAUCGCGGGCAAUAUGGGGGAUUUAUCACCGGUUGAAAGCACGAUCGAUGAACGCAAGAUAUCGACUGGGAUGAAUCAAACGGAACUUUUUCCAAAAUAUUUCUACACGAAUUCUAGACUAGCCAACAUCGAGAACAAUAUGACGAAAAUUGAAAGAAAAUUAGAUCUAAUUUUAAAGAACUCACAACAGAACAAUUUAAUUCAUUACCUCAUGAUGGAACGUAAAGAGCCAACAUCUCAAUUCGGUGACACAAAAAGAACAAUGGUUUCAGAAGGUGUACACCUCCAAAGAAACAUUAAACUACUUUCUCAAUAUCCCGAAGACAAUGAUACCGAAAAACGACCAGAUUCUCGCAUGUGUGAUGUUGUAGCUUCCGAAAACGAAGAUCUUGCAAAUGAAGAUUCGCUAGAGAUUUUACCGCAUAAAGAAUCUUGCUCGGAAGAGGAAAGUUCAGACGAAGCAUCUCAAAUAGUCGAUAAUGCAUCAGAAAUAAUGUCAACCUUUCCCCGACAACACAGCGCAUUUGACCAAGAAACUAACGUUACAACUGUCAGUCAUCCGGUAAAGUUUUCUGCUCCCAACGGAGAGAUAAUAAACAAUACAUCUUCACAAUUUCAUGUUCAGAUUUGAACUCAACGAUGAUUUGGGUACACUGCCACCGUACUUGAGCAUCAAAGCCUUCGUAAUAAAGAAUGUGAAAGACAAUAAAAAUUCUGUGAGACAGAGUUGUUGCAGCUGAAUGCAAAUGCUAUUCAGAUAGAAGGCGAAAUAAGAUACAUAAUACGGGCCAUCAUGUGCCGGAUCACAUUGAGUAAAAUCUGGAAUAUUGAAUCUGCCAAUACCAUCAUCAAUCUGAUGCUUAAAUCAUUUCAAGAAUUUUUGCUAACUGUGAUGAGUCACAAUGAGAAGGACUUUUGUGCCAUGCAUUACAAACAAACAUUCAGGAUGAGGCGUUGUCAACAACAUGCGGGAGGUUACAUUCUAAUCAGUGUAGGCCAACUAUGUUAACGGAAAUUAUCAACAGUUCUAGAUCCGAUGAACAUGUCUUCCAUAACUUCAACCAAUCAAUGGUAGAUUUCAUGAAAUUGAAAAGUAUCGUUAAUUUCGUAUUUCAGACGAUUGCUUUUUGCAACAUUGGCCAAUAUCUUCGGAUGCCAUGUAUUUAAAAUAACUAGUGUAUUUGUAAAUAUAUAGUAUUUUCGAUUAACAUAUCAAAAUUGGGAUGAACUUAAUAUUUUUUCUACCGGCGUUUGCCUAUGCACUGCACCUAUUACUGCAUGUGCCUUAUUUACAAUUUUGGGGUUUCUAAUUAAUGUUCCUAAAAUUCCGGAAAACUUUCUUUUACCUUAUUUUUACCAAGAAUCUUCAUAUAAAAUAUUCUAUAUAUAAAUCUUCAAUGUUUGUGUACUACUACUAAUCCUUUAUCUAGGCCAAAGUUUCGCAAACUUUCUGUUCGUCGGUACCCCUUUGACAAUUUAUAGAUUCUCUCGUGUACCCUAAAAUUUUAUCAUAUUUUCGGUUGCUACAGUGUGCCACAGAUGAUGAUACUAAAAUCUAACUUGUGGA